AUGAAACCUAUGGGUCCUGGGUGGACUUCGACCUUCAUCAAUCCUUCAAACGUUAUGGAAGUCAACAAGCUCAAUGACUUCGUUGCCCUUAGUACAAUAGUUAUUACGCUAGCUGGGGAGCUCUUCACAUUUGCGGGUCUUGAUACAGAUGACAAUGGCAACCUCUAUUCUCAGGUCAAUUGUUCAAAUGAAGGAGAGGUUGAAUCAAGAGGCGGUAAAGGCGGCAGUAACUCAAAGAACCCUCUUCAGGGUAUGGUUGCGUUCUAUAGAUCUAGCGGAAAGAACAUGACUCGAGAAACUUUGUACCUAGCAUAUCUAGUAGGCGGGAAAGGCAGUUGGGAGGAAGAUGAAGUUAUGAUUUUACUUUGCCCGAUUGUCAAAGUACAAUUCUCAGUACACAUGAUUAACAACGGAGGAAGAAAAUCUCCCGAGAAAAGCAUGGCACAAAAUCGGGUUAAAGUGCGGCACGCACGUACAGCCUUCCAAUAA
Orbilia oligospora ATCC 24927 is the source of this 489-nucleotide messenger RNA. RefSeq lists its product as uncharacterized. Lineage: Eukaryota; Fungi; Ascomycota; Orbiliomycetes; Orbiliales; Orbiliaceae. The transcript is spliced from 4 exons. Bases 1 to 489 code for a protein of 162 amino acids. The record is from RefSeq and is a predicted model, not a curated record.